This is a messenger RNA of Amphimedon queenslandica, 1079 nucleotides long. RefSeq lists its product as uncharacterized. The transcript is spliced from 5 exons. NCBI's taxonomy places the organism in Eukaryota, Metazoa, Porifera, Demospongiae, Haplosclerida, Niphatidae. The coding region runs from base 61 to 969 and encodes 302 amino acids. The record is from RefSeq and is a predicted model, not a curated record.
GUACAAACGCCAGCCACGCCCAAAAGUAAACAAUCUCUCACCUUAGACGUGAAAGGAGUCAUGCCCAAAAAGAAGAAAUCUGGAGGAAAGAAGUCUAAAGGAGGUAAGAAAGGCAAGAAAUACUCUUUGCCAGCUGAUGCGUAUCGACCUCCUCCAUUGACACCAGAAGAGUCGCUCCACGAGUGUUUGAGAAGGACAAGAUGGUGGCUUGAAGAGGAGGAAGCAAGCAUUAAGUCUUACCUCACUAAAUGGGGGCAAGAAAGCAUGAGCACUGAAGACUUUCAAGUUGCCAUGAGAUACCUGCAGAUACCAGUUUCAAGCCAGCAGUUUCAGUUGCUCAUAAAGUAUUUGGAUCCAUUGAGAACUGGCUCAUUACACAUCAAACUACUAACAAACAUCAUGAAGAAGACAGACCAAGAACUCCUUAACAUUGCAUACACCACAACUCUCAUUGAUCCUCCAGUAGCUGAGGUGACUCAAACAGAUAAGAAAGGCAAAAAGAAAGAUGAUGGAGAGAAAGAGCCUUCAAAAAAGAGUAAGAAAGGAGACCCUUGUCUAAGAUGUGGUAUAGCAUUAAUGGAGCCUCCACUGGAAUAUGAACCAAAGUUUGUACAAGUGCAGCUAACUCUUGCAACAUUUAGAGACUUUAGUCGCCACCCUGCUCACUUUGCUGUAACUGUCACGACAGGCACAACAAUACAUGGUCUAAUUGACACUAUCAGCAGUCACCUUCAUAAGUCUGUCACAAUGAUAGCCAUAUUUAGUAAGCACUCGUGCUCCAAAGAAUCAUAUCUCAAUCCAUCAUGGACACUAUCUGAUUGUGGCUUAGAAGGAAGCAAUUUUGAGUAUGAGCCUAACCGCUAUCAAUUAUACUAUGAUUACAUUCCAGAGUUUCACUGCCCCAUUUUAAUGGCUGAUAACGCAAUGAGAAAUGUCUCGCCAAUUCUUAAAAAGAAACUUCAUUCAUAAUGCAUACUGUCACUACUAUGCACACCGUUAUGAACAAACCAGAGUUCAUGCUUCAUAACUAUUAUUAUUAAUAAAAACAUGAAAUAAUUAUUAAUUUUUCAUUAGAUCUA